Molecule: messenger RNA, 1745 nt
Organism: Drosophila takahashii
Lineage: Eukaryota; Metazoa; Arthropoda; Insecta; Diptera; Drosophilidae
Source: RefSeq, a predicted model, not a curated record
UCAAGCCACACACACGCAGCGAGCGCAAGGGAAAACCGGAAACGUGGGAACGCGUUACAACCCGUGAACAGUGAACCGUGACUUCCCGUGACUUCCCGUGACCCGUCGUGAAGCGGGAAACGUGACUCGUCGUGUGCCUGCUCGGCUGGCUUUCGUAUCUGGCGUCUCAAUCGGAAUUGGAAUUGGAAUCGCGUCAUUGGAGUGACUGAUUUCGAGUUGCGUGCUGGUGUCAGGCAGCGGGGAUGAGUGCUCCUUACGUAGCAGUAGCGUAAGGGCCGUUACGUAAGGAUUAAAGGACCUCUCCGACCCCGCGGAAAACGGACACAAACGCAGCGCGCUCGAAUGCGUUACGUUGCGCAUGAGAUGGCGGCACGCAGUUCGCGCUACAUUUACUCUGACCACGGCCACCGAAUCUAGUCCGCUCUUAGGAAAAGUUAUAAGUAAUUCGAGAGCCCCACAAAUUGCGCAUGAAAUGUUGGUGGAAUACUUUAUGGCGCUGCUCGUGAUCAUGGGAUUAACCGCACCAGUCGACAAGCAGAGCCGGCGCAGCAGCCAAUACUUCGGUUUCGGUCACCUGGCCGCCGCCGAGGAACUGUCCAAUCUGAUACCAGAUAAUUACGAUGCCCUCGAUCCCAUAUUCGACAACUCCACGGAUCGGGAGAUCAUCGCCGCUCUGGGCACCACCGCCCGUCUCCACUGCCGCGUCCGUCACCUGGGCGACAGGGCAGUGUCCUGGAUCCGGCAGAGGGACCUCCACAUCCUGACCAUCGGCAUCAUGACCUACACCAAUGAUCAGCGCUUUCUGGCGCGGCACAUCGACAACUCCGACGAGUGGGUGCUCAAGAUCGUUUCGGUGCAGCCGAGGGAUGCGGGCGUCUACGAGUGCCAGGUGUCCACGGAGCCCAAGAUCAGUCUAGCCUAUAAGCUGGUCGUUGUGACCUCCAAGGCCCAGAUCCUGGCCAACCGCGAGCUGUUCAUCCAGAGUGGCAGCGACAUCAAUCUGACGUGCAUCGCUCCUCAGGCUCCGGGACCCUACACGCACAUGCUGUGGCACAAGGACACGGAGCUGGUGAGCGACUCCUCGCGCGGCGGCAUCCGCGUGGUGUCCGAGCAGCAGAUGAAGACCAGCAACCUGGUGAUAUCGCGGGUCCUGCACACGGACUCCGGCAACUACACGUGCUCCGCGGACAACUCGAAUUCUGACAGCGUCUUUGUGCAUAUCAUUAAGAGUGAGCAGCACGCGGCCAUGCAGCACGAACUGGGGUCGAGGCUGGAUCUGCCCCCCCUGCCCCUGCUGCUCCUGGCGGUCCUCCUGGUCGUCCUGCUGGCCCCCUCCCCCCUCGUCCCCCGCGCACCCCUCUAAGCCGAGCCAAAGUCGAGCGGCAACUUAUGUUCGAUGUCUGGGAUCCCGGGAGCCGGGCCACGCCCCCCGUUACAGCCACCGCCCAUGGAAGCGCAAACGCCCCCCGGAGAAAAUGCUGGAUGGAGGUUAACGACGUCGAUGUCGCGUUGUCUUGUAAAUAUGUAAAUCGAGUUUUUGUUUAUGUUUGUGUUUUGUGGCUCAGUCUCUAAGUAUUUUUAUACGUAAUUAAGUAAAUAGGUCGAGAGUGCAUAUGUGGCCGUACAUACAUAUGCGUAGCCAUCUAGCAUAUAGCGAAUAUGUCAGAUACAUUAUGUGCACACGAUCGCAUACCUAGAGAUACCAGAAAUCGAAUCCGAAACAAAAUCGAAUCGAAUCGAAUCCG